This is a messenger RNA of Scomber japonicus (chub mackerel), 1236 nucleotides long. It is a transcript of the gene cdc42se2, whose product is annotated as CDC42 small effector 2. Gene Ontology annotation, molecular function: small GTPase binding. The coding region runs from base 258 to 488 and encodes 76 amino acids. Gene Ontology annotation, cellular component: plasma membrane. The transcript has 5 exons. The record is from RefSeq and is a predicted model, not a curated record. Gene Ontology annotation, biological process: regulation of Rho protein signal transduction. NCBI's taxonomy places the organism in Eukaryota, Metazoa, Chordata, Actinopteri, Scombriformes, Scombridae.
CCUGGAGUACUUUUUGGGCAAUUUGAGCUUUCAGUCGAUCUCCGGCAAACCCAGCCGACAUCUGGAGUGUGCUGCCUAGCGUUGGGAAAGCAGUUCUUGUGCCAACGGUUUACUCCCCCAGAGAAACCAGCGGUGUGUGUCUGUCAUCAGCUUCCGCCGUGUGUUUGUGGCUCGGGUGAGACAGAACAGGAAGACAGACGGAGAGAGACGUCUGAAGUGAGAGAGGAAACUGCUGUGGCUUCUUCGUUGGCCUCAGAAUGACUGAGUUCUGGGUUUGUUUCAGCUGCUGCAUUGCAGAGCAGCCACAGCCUAAACGGCGGCGACGGAUCGAUCGCUCCAUGAUCGGGGAGCCGACAAACUUUGUUCACACCACACACGUAGGCUCAGGGGACAUGGGUCUGGGACUGGCAUCAGUGGACCUCGUUCAGGCCCAGAUGAAAUCCAAAGGAGGCUACGUGCACGGAGGGUCCGAAGGUUCUCAGUUGUAACAAGCCCGUCAGUCUUGUGGAAACUACUGUUGUUGAUAUGAGGAAGCAUUUUCAAAAAGCAGUUCUGUCUGUAACGGACACAGGACCAAAAGAUGAAAACUACUGCUUUUCCAUAAUGUUGUGUAUAUAUAUUUUUAUUUUCCAUUCCUUUUUUUUUUUUUUUAUGAAAGCACUGCUAUCCAUUUGCUGCCAUAUUGUUGCACUGUAAAGAGUAACUGUUAAAAGUAGAGAAGAGGGUUUAGAAAGCUCAUAAUCUCAGUCAGACGGAUGCUUGUGUGUAUGCAUGAGAAUAUUUUCAAAAAUAUUUGCUGUCGUAGCCCAUUUGGAUGCCUGUAUUUAUUAUCUGAUUUGCUAACGGACCUCAUGGUGGCUGGGCCACGCUGGAGAUUUGGAACAUUCAGUUUCCUUCUUUUAUUCUCAGAGGUUUAUCAAAGGACAGGUAGAGGUAGCAAGGCAAAAAAAGCAAAAUGUUCAUUGUUUUAUUCUGAGAAAUACUCAUUAUUCUGAGUUGCUUUCAGGGUUGAAGAUUGCUGUUGUAAUAAACUUGAAAUGAGUAGAGUACACUGGACCACACAUUGUACACUCACACUUGCUUAGGAAUUUCGCAUUGAUUUCAACUGUUUUUUUUAUACUCAUUUAGAUUUGAACCAUAAUAGAAUUUUAAUAAACUAUGAACCUCCUAAUCUGCCUUUUGACGUCAUGUUUAUUUUUCCUCAUAGUGUGAUUUUAGCAGCUGCUACUGCAAACG